This is a messenger RNA of Erythranthe guttata (spotted monkey flower), 507 nucleotides long. Its product is annotated as pectinesterase inhibitor. The record is from RefSeq and is a predicted model, not a curated record. Gene Ontology annotation, biological process: negative regulation of catalytic activity. NCBI's taxonomy places the organism in Eukaryota, Viridiplantae, Streptophyta, Magnoliopsida, Lamiales, Phrymaceae. Gene Ontology annotation, molecular function: pectinesterase inhibitor activity.
AUGGCUACUUUCUUCUCUCUUUGCAUUGUUUUUCUCAUCUCCGGCAAUCUCUUCCUACAAACAAACGCCGCCGCGAUGGACGACAUCUGCCGCCAAACCAAAAACCCGUCGCUCUGCAUAGCAGCUAUGAAUACCGACCCGCGCAGCCGCACGGCGGCGCUCCCGCAGCUGGCACAAAUCACCAUCGACACGGCGGAGAACACCGCCGGGCAAACCAAAAUCAAAAUCCACCGCUUCGUAAUGUCGGAGAAGAAUCCCGGAAACAGGAACUUGUACAUCCAGUGCGAGGACUUGUAUGUCGACGCGUUGGCCGCACUCGACAUCGCGCCGGAGGAUCUGCAGCAGCGCCGGUACGUGGAUCUGAAGAUGAAGAUGGGGCUCGCCCGCAGCGGCGUUGACCGGUGCGAGGCGGUGUUCAUGCAGGCAUCGCCGUUCAGAAAGGAGAACGACUUUGUUGGCAUUCUGGCUGAUGCCGUUGCAAUUAUGGCUACAACUCUUUCUCACUGA